AAACACACGCGCGCGCUGAAGCGUGUCUCCCGGAUGAAGAGCUGACAUGAGCUGAUGGUCCCUGAGCGGAAGCUAGUGAUGUUACCGGUGACACCGAAGCUUCGACGCACGUGUUGAACAAAUGAACCUCUUCUCAGUGCAGCUUUGUAUCGGAGCUUGACUCGUUUCCUGAUAAUCACGUGAUCCGUGACGUCUGCAGCUUCGUUCGCGCGCACCCACGUGACGCUGCGGCCUGAGGCGGUUUGUGAGUGGAGACCGUGAAGAGAGGCUUGAUGUGGAGCCUGGGGCAGAAACAGGACGCUCUGAAGUCUGGGAACACUUUGAUUUGAUUUCACCCUACAAGUCUAUGGCCUCGGCGGACAUGGACCAGGCCCAGCUGGAGGCCUUCCUGACCGCUCAGACCAGGAAGCAGGGCGGUGGCGGUCUGAGCGCCGACCAGGCCGCGACCCUGUCCCGGUUCUGGAAGAGCCAGCGGUCCAGAGUGAGGGAGAGCCUGCUGGCCGGGAGCCGCUCCGAGCCGGGCCUCCGGGGCGUCUCCUGGAGGGUGGACGUCCAGACCGCGGCCCGCGGAGGGGACGCCCCCCACGGCGGCCCCGUGGCCCUGAUGGAGCUGGAGCUGGGUGGAGCCGGACAGGACUCUGAGUUUCUGUGUCUGGAGUUGGAUGAAGCCACAGUGGGUCAGGUGCUGACCAAGAUGGCCGACAUCCAGGAGAGCAUCGACCGGAUCGUUCACCGCACCUGAACUGAAGGGCACCGGGAGACGCUCUGUCCGAGGGACGGAGACGGCUGUCCUCUGACUGUCUUCUGCCCCCCAGAAGAGCCCCUCCCCCCCACGAGCGAGCUGGUCCCCCCCCGUUCCUCCUGGUCUUGGAUCUGCUCUCCUCUCUUUUCCAUCACAGUCUCAUCGUUUGUUUGCAACAUAACUCAGAAGGUUCUGGACCAAUCAGGUUGAAAUUUUGAGGGAAGGUCAGAAAUAGGUCUGAGGGUCUGAAAUGGGACUUGGAACAAGUGGUUAGAUUUCGGCAGUGAUCUGGAUUAAGUUAUGGAUCCUUGAUUAAUUUGAAACAUUUUUGUCAGUGGGAAGUCAAAUUCCAUUCCACAGUAUUUUGGUCUAAAAAAGCAGGAAUGAUUGGAUUAAAAGUUUUAUCUGGA
Salarias fasciatus (jewelled blenny) is the source of this 1152-nucleotide messenger RNA. It is a transcript of the gene commd1, whose product is annotated as copper metabolism (Murr1) domain containing 1. Gene Ontology annotation, cellular component: endosome. The coding region runs from base 347 to 742 and encodes 131 amino acids. The transcript has 3 exons. Gene Ontology annotation, biological process: copper ion homeostasis; regulation of proteasomal ubiquitin-dependent protein catabolic process; negative regulation of sodium ion transmembrane transport. NCBI's taxonomy places the organism in Eukaryota, Metazoa, Chordata, Actinopteri, Blenniiformes, Blenniidae. The record is from RefSeq and is a predicted model, not a curated record.